CCAUCUGGAGUGAAGUAAAACACCAACGAAGAAGAGGAGAAGCAGUGUAGUCGUAUUUGAACUGCACUGAUGGAAACGCGGUUUCUGAGAAAGUGGCUGUAGUUUUGAAGAAUAAUCGCAAGAAAAGCAGGAUCCAGGUGGACUGUACAGAAGUAGAAAGAAACAUCGGGGUCCUUAAUGGCUAAUCCAACGUUACAGCAGCCCAGUUUCCUGCUGGCCAACCUGAAAGCCGAUGCUACCACCAAACCUCUCCUGCAGCGAUGCCAGGAUCUGGUGAAGAUCAUAGAUGAGUAUCCUGCAAAGGAGCUGCACCUGAUCUUUCCUUGGCUGGUGGAGAGUGUGUUUGGCAGCCUGGAUGGUGUCAUCGCUGGCUGGAACCUGCGAUUCCUUCAUUCACGGAGCAACGAGUACAACAUUGUUAUGGACUUCCUAAAUCCCAGUGGUCCAAUGAUGAAACUUGUGUAUAAACUUCAGGCGGAAGAGUACAAAUAUGAAAUACCAAUCAAUUAUCUCCCGGGUCCUGUGAAAGCCUGCAUCCAGGAGGGAGUUCUCCCAGACUGCCCGCUGUUCCACAACAAGCUGCAGUUCCCUCUCUCUGGUCUCCUGACGCUGAACAUCGCUUUCAACCCAUUUGAAUUCUUCAUGUUCAAUUUUGCCUACUGUCUCAUCACACCAAAGAACUACCCUCCAGGCCAGUACGGGAGCUCCACAGACAGCGCCUACUUUGUGCUGGUGGACACUUACCUGAAGUACUUCCUCCCCACUGAAGGAAGCGUUCCUCCUUCCCCUUUCUCCGACUCCAGAGGCUCUGUUUCUGCUCCUUCACCGAGAUCGUCCAGUGUUUCUUUUGCCAGUUACGGCAUCCAUAGCCCCAGUCUCCUGAAGCAUCACAUAUUCCAUCAGCCCUCAGUGAACGCUGACCCUGCAGCCCAGGAAAUCUGGAGGUCUGAAACCCUGUUACAGAUGUUUGUGGAGAUCUGGCUCCAUCACUACUCCUUGGAAAUGUAUCAGAAGCUGCAGUCUCCUCAGGUAAAGCUGGCGCUGCUGCAGUACCGCCUCAGUAUGUCCAGCAUGCCGUGCCAACCUCACGCCCCACCAGGCUCUGGGACCCUCCACACCUACCAAGAGCCCUUCAGCCCCACGGAGGAGCACGUGCUGGUGGUGCGUCUCCUGGUGAAACACCUACACGCCUUCUCCAACAGCCUGAAGCCUGAGCAGCUGUCGUCCUCGCCCUCCGCCCACUCGCACACCCACACCAGCCCACUGGAAGAGUUUAAGAGAGUGGUGGUGCAGCGCUUUGUGCAGCAGAAGCUGUACCUGUUCCUGCAGCACUGCUUCGGUCACUGGCCUCUGGACGCGUCUUUCAGAGCGGUGUUGGAGACGUGGCUGAGCUACAUCCAGCCCUGGAGAUACACCGGGGAGAAGGCCAACCCUCAGCCCGACCAAAACAGAACAGUGCCUGAAAAAUGGGAGUCCUUUGUUCAUGAGAACCUGCUCAUGUACACCAAGCUCUUCCAGGUGUUUUUGAACCGAGCGGUCAGGACCGAUCUGGUGAAUGCCAAAAAUGCGCUGAUGGUCUUCAGGGUGGCCAAAGUCUUCGCUCAGCCUAACUUGGCAGAAAUGAUCCAGAAAGGUGAGCAGUUGUUCCUGGAGCCCGAGCACGUCCUCCACCACCGGCAGCCCCGCGGCUACCUAACGCCAGGACAAGGAGGCAGCUACCUGUCAUCACGGCAGCGGGUGGUGACAGACAUGGUGUUCAAGGUGAAGAGCCACGUCUACGGUUUGGAAGGACAGGACUGUCAAUACAAGCAGAUGUUUGGCACGGAGCUCAGGGGAGCGGUCAUGAAGCUAAUCCAGAUCAUUGCACAAGCCAGACAGACAGCCAAGAGGAUAUCAGAUCAUUCGAGUGAGGUGGCGGCUAAUAAAUCCUUCCUGUCCUGGUUUGGACUCGGCGCAUCUGAUCUGAACAACAGCUUCCCCGGAGCCGAGCCAGAGGAGACCGGAGAAUAUCUGAAAAAGACCCACGAGUUCCUGGACAGAGCUUUGGAAAACCUGUGCCAGAUAUUUAAGCUAAACCAGGGGCAGCUGAAUCAGCUCAUAUCAAACCUGGGCUCCUUGGAGGAUGAUGGCAACAGCAAACAGCUGCCAGACUGCGUGCAGAGUGAGAACGGGCUGAUCCUGACUGACCUGGGCCGGAGGCAGAUCAUAAAUGGAUUGCGCAGGUUUGAUAUUCACUAUCAGGGAGACCCGGAGCUGCAGCCCAUUAGGAGCUAUGAGAACGCCCUGCUGGUCAGGCUCUUCUACAGGAUCUCUUCUCUGAUUAAUGAGAGGUUUGGACGACACAUGAAUGCACUGUGCUCGCGUCCAGACUUCCUGGGCCGUCUGAGUCGUCACUACUUGACCAAUCUCGAUUCCACCACCAAACUAAAGCACAGCCCGAUGUCGCGGCGGAUGCUAGAGAGGAGCCAGCGGCCGAGGCUGAGCCUGCGGCCGCUGGCCAGCUACAGGACCAUACUGCUACUGCUUCUCUUCUAUGUGUUUGGAUCCCUCCUGUCGCUCGGCCCCAUCUCUAGCACCGUGCUGCUCCUCGCCGGCGGCUUCCUGUACGGACUUCUCAUGACGCUGUUUGCAGACAAACUGAAGACGCACUAAAGCUUUUGACACAUCUGGGGAAAUAAAUUGUUUUAAUGUCUUGAAAGAAAUCAGACUGUAGACUGCUCACAGAUGUGUACAGCAAGCACGGAGGUGGAUCGGCAGCUCUUCAGUUUUUGUUUUUCAUAUGAUUUGUGUCAUCCAGCCUUGUAAAUAAUUGGAGAACAUCUCAGCUUUCCUUCUUUUUCUGUUCCUCCCCAACAUCUGAGAACAGGUGGAGGCCGAAAUAUUCAAAGUGCUGGUCGAAUAAAGAGGAAGUUGAUUUUUUUGUCCAAAUGACUCAUUAAACUGUUUGCACUCUUU
Molecule: messenger RNA, 2955 nt
Organism: Oreochromis aureus
Lineage: Eukaryota; Metazoa; Chordata; Actinopteri; Cichliformes; Cichlidae
Gene: smpd4
Product: sphingomyelin phosphodiesterase 4
Exons: 20
Coding region: 178-2652 (824 amino acids)
Biological process (GO): glycerophospholipid catabolic process; sphingomyelin catabolic process; ceramide biosynthetic process
Molecular function (GO): sphingomyelin phosphodiesterase D activity
Source: RefSeq, a predicted model, not a curated record